CAAACUGCUGCACUGCCAUCUCCUUGUGAGUGGGACUGGGAGCACAGCUGUACAUCAAGCCCAAAGCAUCUCGCAGCAAGUAGACAGAGACACCCAAAAAUCAUCAUUCCUCACAAGGCCCCAGGCAUGGAAGAGCUGAUAUGGGAACAGUACACUGUGACCUUACAAAAGGAUUCGAAACGAGGAUUUGGGAUUGCAGUUUCUGGUGGCAGAGAUAACCCUCAUUUUGAAAAUGGUGAAACAUCGAUAGUCAUUUCAGAUGUUCUCCCAGGUGGUCCAGCAGAUGGAUUACUUCAGUAAGCAAUUUCUUAUUUCUUUGUCUGGCAUAUUUUGAGGGGCAUGGCUGUAGACUUUAUGUAUAACCUUCAGACAGGCUUGGUUGAAAUCCUGGUAGUGAAAAGACCAAGGAAAGUGCAGGCUGCUGGGUUGAAAAGAAGCCCUUCCCUUGACUCAGAGGACAGAGCUUUAGAUGUAAUGGAUGACCAUGCAGAAUUUGAUGGCAAAAGCGCUCGAAGUGGCUAUAGCGACAGAAGCUGGCAUAGCGGUAAUGACGGGCGCAGCCAAAGCUGGGGAAACAGCCUGGAUCAGAGCUAUAGAGAUGAGCAAGGCAGAGGGCGUAACCGAAGCAGAGACCGUGACAGGGAAUGCAGCUACAGCCAUGAUCGAAGUCGUGGUAGGAGUGUUGACAGGAGCUUGGAUCGAGACUAUAGAAGAGAUCGGAGCAGGGGAAGGAGCAUCGACAGGGAUGGUGUCUAUGAACGGGACUACAGAGGAGACUACAGCCCACCCAGUUAUAGUCAUGGAUCUCAACCUGAUCGUAGAUAUGGGAGGGAAGUGAGGAGUCAAAGUCGGGACAGGCUUCAUUCCCGAAGUCCUUCGCCUGACAUACACCAUCAACAUGAGUACCUAGGACCGCAGGAUCAGAAUGAACCCAUCAGUGUUCUCUUAACAAAAGGCAGACAUAAUGAAGAAUACGGUCUCCGGCUUGGAAGUCAGAUCUUCAUAAAAGAAAUGACCCGUACUGGCCUAGCAACCAAAGACGGCAACCUUCAUGAAGGGGAUAUCAUUCUCAAGAUCAAUGGUACAGUGACAGAAAACAUGUCUUUAGCUGAUGCCCGAAAAUUGAUUGAGAAGUCACGGGGGAAGCUCCAGCUGGUUGUCCUCAGGGACAGAAAGCAGACACUGCUCAACAUUCCUUCAUUGAACGACAGUGACUCAGAAAUGGAUGAUGUUUCUGAAAUAGAGUCAAACAGAUCAUUCUCCCCUCACGAUGACAGAUUACAUCAUUCUGAUCUAGAUUCACAUUCAUCCAAUGAAAAGCUGAAAGAGAAACCAAACGCAAAAGAUGAUCCAUCCAGUAGGAUGUCCAGGAUGGGAGCAAUGCCUACACCAUUCAAAUCAACUGAUGACAUUGCUACUCCUGCUGUUACAGUUGUAGACACAAACAAAGAGCUGAAGUACCAAGAUGAUGCAGCAGUGUCUCAACCAAAAGCAGUUACAAGAACGAUUCUUAAACCCAGCCCUGAAGAUGAAGCAAUCUAUGGUCCUAAUACGAAAAUGGUGAGAUUCAAGAAAGGGGACAGCGUGGGUCUACGACUGGCUGGUGGAAAUGAAGUAGGGAUAUUUAUUGCUGGAAUUCAAGAAGGCACCUCAGCUGAUCAGGAGGGACUGCAGGAAGGAGAUCAGAUUCUUAAGGUAAACACUCAAGACUUCAGAGGCAUUGUUCGGGAAGAUGCUGUUUUGUAUCUCUUAGAAAUUCCCAAAGGUGAAACAGUGACAAUUUUGGCUCAAAGUAAAUAUGAAGUCUACAGAGACAUCAUGGCCUGUGGCAGAGGAGAUUCAUUCUUCAUCAGGAGCCACUUUGAGUGUGAAAAAGAGUCACCACAGAGCCUAGCAUUCACGAGAGGGGAGAUCUUUAGAGUAGUUGAUACACUGUAUGAUGGCAAACUGGGAAACUGGCUGGCCGUGAGAAUUGGAAAUGAACUGGAAAAGGGCCUCAUUCCAAAUAAGAGCAGAGCUGAGCAGAUGGCCAGUGUUCAAAAUGCCCCAAAAGAUGGCUCAAGCGAUAGGGCAGACUUCUGGAGAACACGUGGCCAGCGAUCUGGAGUGAAGAAGAAUCUGAGGAAGAGUCGUGAAGAUCUGACAGCUAUUGUAUCUGUGAGCACAAAAUUCCCAGCUUAUGAGCGAGUUCAGUUGCGUGAGGCUGGUUUUAAGAGACCUGUGGUGAUAUUUGGCCCAAUUGCAGAUGUCGCUAUGGAGAAGCUGUCAAAUGAUUUGCCUCACCUGUACCAGACAGCAAAGACAGAACCCAGAGACGCAGGUUCAGAGAAGUCAACUGGGGUAGUGCGCUUGAACACUGUGAGGCAAAUCAUUGAGCAGGAUAAACAUGCUCUGUUGGAUGUGACUCCUAAAGCAGUGGACCUGCUAAAUUAUACCCAGUGGUUUCCAAUUGUGGUCUUCUUUAACCCAGACAGUAAGCAGGGUGUGAAAACCAUGAGACAAAGGCUAUGUUCCACAUCUAACAAGAGCUCAAGAAAACUUUAUGAGCAGGCAAACAAACUGAAGAAAACUUGUUCCCACCUCUUUACAGCCACUAUCAAUUUGAAUUCAGCCAACGAUAGCUGGUAUGGUAGUCUGAAAGAUACAAUCCAGCAACAGCAAGGAGAAGCAGUAUGGGUAUCAGAAGGAAAGAUGGAUGGCAUGGAAGAUGAUGCAGAUGAUCGUAUGUCUUACCUUACUGCAAUGGGUGCUGACUAUUUGAGUUGUGACAGUCGGCUGAUCAGUGACCUAGAGGAUACAGAUGGAGAAGGAGGUGCAUACACUGACAAUGAACUUGAUGAGCCCUUGGAUGAACCAAGGAUUUCAUCUGUUAGCCGGUCUUCUGAACCUGUGCAUCAUGAGGAGAGUUUAAAAAAAUUUAGUCCAGAAUCAAGAGCUCAGUUGAGAAAAGCUGGUAGCAGGGAGAUCCUUAGAGAACCAAGUCCCCCUCCAGCAUUCAAGCCUGAACCACCUAAGGGAAAGUUACAAAACAAAGAGGAUCUAUAUGACUUCCCCAAGAACUAUGACUCCAAAUCAAGUAACUUUGCUGUCAGCAGUGAACCUUCAACUGUAUCAGCUAAAGCAACACCACCACCUGUUUCUGCAAAACCUGCCUUUGGGCGUCCCAUCCUGAGAAACUCUCAGCCAGCAGUCCCAACUGCAGAGGAGGAGGAGGAGGAGGAGGAGACGGAGACAAAGUUGGAAGAGGAAGGAAGUGAACAAGAAAAUACGCCAAAAUCUGUAUUGAGGAAAGUAAAAAUAUUUGAGGAGAUGGAUCAUAAGGCAAGGAUGCAAAGAAUGCAAGAGCUACAGGAGGCCCAGAACGCCAGGCUUGAAAUAGCCCAGAAGCACCCGGAUAUUUAUGCUGUCCCUGUCAAAACACAGAAGUCAGAACAGAACUGGCCCCAGCCUAUGAGCUCCAAACCUCCAGAACCCCAGAAACCUCCUAUUAGACCUUACCUAGAGAACCGUGGCAGUUAUGGCAGCGAUGCGGAGGAGGAGUACCGUCGGCAGCUAUCAGACCACUCUAAGAAGGGGUAUUACGGACAGCCAUCCAGAUACAGAGACACAGAAUUGUAG
This is a messenger RNA of Nipponia nippon (crested ibis), 3618 nucleotides long. Lineage: Eukaryota; Metazoa; Chordata; Aves; Pelecaniformes; Threskiornithidae. The record is from RefSeq and is a predicted model, not a curated record.